Messenger RNA from Juglans regia (Persian walnut), 1838 nucleotides. RefSeq lists its product as uncharacterized. The transcript is spliced from 2 exons. The record is from RefSeq and is a predicted model, not a curated record. Gene Ontology annotation, molecular function: zinc ion binding. The coding region runs from base 1200 to 1619 and encodes 139 amino acids. NCBI's taxonomy places the organism in Eukaryota, Viridiplantae, Streptophyta, Magnoliopsida, Fagales, Juglandaceae.
UCAUGUAUUUACUCUUGUGUAUGAAACUGUUACUGUUACUGUUAGUCUUGUAUUUACUUUUGUGUAUUUAGUACUCUUGUGUAUUAAACUGUUAACUCUUGUGUAUUUAAUACUCUUGUGUAUCAAACUGUUAACUCUUGUGUAUUUAAUACUCUUGUGUAUCAAACUGGGUGGAUCACUCUUCUGUAUUUAGUACUCUUGUGUAUUAAAUUGUUACUGUUACUCGUGUAUUUACUCUUGUGUUUUAAACUGUUACUGUUACUGUUAGUCUUGUAUUUACUCUUGUGUAUUUAGUACUCUUGUGUAUUAAAUUGUUAACUCUUGUGUAUUUAAUACUCGUGUAUUAAACUGUUACUGUUAAUGUUAGUCUUGUAUUUACUCUUGUGUAUUUAGUACUCGUGUAUUAAAUUGUUAACUCUUGUGUAUUUAAUACUCUUGUGUAUGCAACUGUUACUAUUACUCUUCUGUAUUUAGUACUCUUGUGUAUUAAAUUGUUACUGUUACUCGUGUAUUUACUCUUGUGUUUUAAACUGUUACUGUUACUGUUAGUCUUGUAUUUACUCUUGUGUAUUUAGUACUCUUGUGUAUUAAAUUGUUAACUCUUGUGUAUUUAAUACUCGUGUAUUAAACUGUUACUGUUAAUGUUAGUCUUGUAUUUACUCUUGUGUAUUUAGUACUCGUGUAUUAAAUUGUUAACUCUUGUGUAUUUAAUACUCUUGUGUAUGCAACUGUUACUAUUACUCUUCUGUAUUUAGUACUCUUGUGAAUUAAAUUGUUACUGUUACUCAUGUAUAUUUGUAUUUAAAAGGGUGUAUGUACUGUUAUUAAUAUACAUCAUCAUCAUUAUUAUUAUUAAUGUAAUUUUGAUAUACACUUGGCAUGAUAUACUGUUUUUAGAACUGAAUAAGCAGGGUUUAGUUCUCAAUUUCUCACUUGAGAAUUAUUAGACUAUCAACUAUUUUUAAAAUGAGGCACCCUUUCAAUUGUCAUAGCAUUCUUUAAACUUCACAGAGCAUCACUAAUUGGGAAUCUUACUUCCACAUUAAAACUGUUAAAGUGCUGGAUACUGCUACUGUUACUGUUAUUGUUAUUGGGAUGAUUACUUCCAUAUUAAAAUGUUCAAGUGUAUCUGAAUAAUUCAACUAAUUCCAUCCCGACAGUUGAAUUUUCUGUACUGUUGAAAUUACUGCCAUAUUGGGAUGUCAUCAUCAAUAUCUUCAUCUUCUUUUGGUAAACGUGCUUUGGGCAUACCAUUCUGUUUUUGUGAGGAGCCAGCCACACUAAGACUGGCUCGUACUGCAAAGAAUCCAGGACGACCCUUCUUAGGGUGUCCAAAGUACAACACUAAGGGAUUACCAUACUGUAGGUUUUUCAAGUGGGCAGAUAUUAAUGAAGAGAAUGGUAUGGAUCUUCGAGAAAGCACCAAUGAAUUUGUAAUGAAGGAGAAAGAGCUAGAGAAGAAAAUCGAGGAUGUCCACAAGAGGGAGAUUGAGGUUAUGAAGAAGGAGUUGGUGCUUCGGGAACAAGAAGCUGAAAUAAGGCGUUCACGCAAACUACUUCGGGCUUAUUGGGCUUUUGCAUUUCUAGUUGCAUUUUUGUUGUUUGUUGGUAGUGUCUAAGUAAUUCCUAGAUAGUGGUAGUAGUUCCAGGAAUUGUAUUGGGGUUUUGGUAUUUACUUUUGGACUAUGUAGUUGAUGUAUGGAUAUUGAGUAGAUUGUAAAACUGCUAUUAUGUACAGUUUGAGAUUGUAAAACUGCUAUUAUGUACAGUUCGAUCUUGAGCAGAUUGUAAAACUGCUAUUAUGUACAGUUUCUGAGUUUGUAAAACAGUGAUGUAAU